Tauraco erythrolophus (red-crested turaco) is the source of this 937-nucleotide messenger RNA. NCBI's taxonomy places the organism in Eukaryota, Metazoa, Chordata, Aves, Musophagiformes, Musophagidae. The record is from RefSeq and is a predicted model, not a curated record.
AAAUGAUGCGGUUGUGAUUUCUGGAAGGAAGCUGGCCCGCCAGAUCAGGCAGGAAGCCCGUCACGAGGUUGAGCAGUGGGUAGCGGCUGGAAACAAGAGGCCUCACCUCAGCGUCGUUCUCGUCGGUGAAAACCCAGCGAGUCACUCCUACGUCCUGAACAAAACCAAAGCGGCUGCUGAUGUUGGAAUCAGCAGUGAAACCAUCCUCAGGCCGGCUUCUAUUUCAGAGGAGGAGCUACUGGAUUUGAUCAGCAGCCUCAAUAACGAUGCGAAUGUGGACGGCCUGUUAGUACAGCUUCCUCUCCCCGAACACAUUGAUGAGCGCAGGAUUUGUAACGCUGUGUCUCCAGACAAAGACGUUGAUGGCUUUCACGUGAUCAACGUGGGACGCAUGUGCCUUGACCAGUACUCCAUGCUGCCAGCUACCCCGUGGGGGGUGUGGGAGAUCAUCAAGAGAACUGGCAUCCCGACGCUGGGGAAGAACGUGGUGGUGGCUGGCAGGUCGAAGAACGUGGGCAUGCCCAUCGCCAUGCUGCUGCAUACGGACGGCAGGCACGAGCGCCCGGGAGGCGAUGCCACAGUCACCAUAUCCCACCGCUACACUCCCAAGGAGCAGCUGAAGCAGCACACGAUCCGUGCCGGGCGGCAGCAGUUCCGUUUUCUUCCUGCAGGCAUACCCAAUCUGAUCACUGCUGACAUGAUCAAAGAAGGAGCUGCAGUUAUUGACGUGGGGAUAACGAGAGUGCAGGAUCCUGUCACUGCCAAAUCGAGGCUAGUGGGGGAUGUGGACUUUGAAGGGGUGAAGAAGAAAGCCAGCUACAUCACUCCGGUCCCCGGGGGCGUUGGGCCCAUGACCGUUGCCAUGCUGAUGAAGAACACCAUCAUCGCUGCCAAGAAGCUGUGGAAACCCAAAGAGCUGGAAGCAUUAACUGCUUAA